AUGGUUUCGCGACAGGAUCCCUCCACGGAGAUUCUCUCAAUUUCCUACCAAAACUUCAACAGUGUCCAUACUCAGAUCCCCUACCUCCGCAAAACGAAGACGUCAAGCCAACUAGUAGUCCACGGCAAGCCUUUCCUCAUACUAGCCGGCGAGCUCCACAACUCCUCCCUCAGCGACGCGGCAUAUAUGAGUACCGUAUGGCCGAACAUGAAAGCAACCAACAUCAACACGCUUCUCGGUUCCGUAACCUGGGAAAUGAUUGAGCCCGCCGAAGGCCAAUUCAACUUCUCUCAACUUGAUGGUGUGAUCUUAGAUGCGAGGAAGUUUGAUAUGCAUCUCGUUCUGCUUUGGUUCGGUAGUUUUAAGAACGCCCUUAGUACCUAUGCCCCGGCGUGGGUGAAACAAGAUACGAAGAGAUUUCCUCGCGUGCAUACACUUGAAGCUGGGGGCGUUAUGAAGACGCUGGAGCUGGUGUCGCCGUUUUGUGAGGAGGGCUGGAAGGCGGACGCGAAAGCUUUUGCGGCUUUGAUGCGACACUUGAAGGAAUUUGAUGGGAAGGAAAACACUGUGCUCAUGGUACAAGUGGAAAAUGAGACAGGAUUGCUCGGAGAUUCGAGGGAUCGGUCGAGGCUUGCGAGCGAACUUUUCAAGAAACCGGUCCCAGAGGCUGUCGUCUCACAUUUGAAGAGCCAAUACGAAUCCAGCGUUCACUCGCUAUUCCGAAAGAGAUUUCCGAAUUUCCAGGCACUCACCACUGGAGUGGCAACAUGGGAAGAGGCGUUCGGGAAGGGUGUUGAUGCGGAGGAAAUGUUCAUGGCAGAUGCAUUCUCGCGAUAUAUUGGGCACGUCUCCGCCGCUGGGAAAGCGGAGUAUCCAAUUCCGCUCUACACCAAUGUCUGGCUCAACUUCGAUGAUCCAAGUGUUCUCGACCUCCAAGACGUACCAGUGGUGGUGGGUGGAGGUGCGAAGGCUGGAAUCUAUCCUUCUGGAGGAGCAGUCCCCCACACCAUGGAUAUAUGGAAGCUCAAUGCGCCAGCACUGGAUUUCAUCGCCCCAGAUCUAUACUUUCACGAGUACGAGGAAGUGUGUAAGUGGUACCGACAUCAAGACCAACCGCUGUUUAUACCCGAGCAACGGAGAGAUGAGCGAGGUGCGAGAAGAGUUUGGCUUGCAUAUGGAACAUACUUGAGCAUCGGCUGCUCUCCAUUCGGAGUUGAUUCUCUGGAAUCCAGUAUUAGUCCCAUUACCAAACAUUACGGUCUCUUGAGUUCCGUGAGUGAUAUCGUGCUGGAGGCGCAAGCCAACCGGCCGGAAGACAUCAUGGGAUUCUUUUUUGAUGAGCUCCCAGAGCCCAAGCUUGAAAGCCCUUGGGUGCGAACGUUCGGUGACUUCCAGUUAACGGUAGAUCGAGCAUUUGUUUUUGGCGAGGCUGGGCCGGGUGCGGGAAUGGUGAUACAUCAAGGCAAUGGAAAAUUCCUGCUGAUUGGUUGGGGCUUUCAAGUUACGUUUAAGAGUACGAACCCUAAGUCGAGCUUUACUGGGAUCUUGUACUCCGAAGAGAAAACUGUGGAUGUGAAUGGCAACUUGCAUACGGCUCGAGUUAUGAAUGGUGAUGAGACGAGAAGCGGAAGCUUCUAUAUCAUGCCGAACGAGGAUCCUGAUUAUGGCGGAUUCCCCAUUGCUGUCACGAUUCCAUCGAGAACGAUGAUCGCUGAAUGUACUGCAUAUAGCAUUGCAGAAGAUGAAAGUGACUUUUGA
Molecule: messenger RNA, 1758 nt
Organism: Hyaloscypha bicolor E
Lineage: Eukaryota; Fungi; Ascomycota; Leotiomycetes; Helotiales; Hyaloscyphaceae
Product: glycoside hydrolase family 35 protein
Exons: 1
Coding region: 1-1758 (585 amino acids)
Biological process (GO): carbohydrate metabolic process
Cellular component (GO): beta-galactosidase complex
Molecular function (GO): beta-galactosidase activity
Source: RefSeq, a predicted model, not a curated record